This is a messenger RNA of Thrips palmi, 630 nucleotides long. RefSeq lists its product as uncharacterized. The transcript is spliced from 5 exons. NCBI's taxonomy places the organism in Eukaryota, Metazoa, Arthropoda, Insecta, Thysanoptera, Thripidae. Bases 1 to 630 code for a protein of 209 amino acids. The record is from RefSeq and is a predicted model, not a curated record.
AUGCUCAUGACCCCUUUCGACGUCACUCGGGAGACUUUCAUUGCCUCAUACAGGCUGACGCAAGAUCUUGUUCGUAGUCUUGGGGUUUCCCAUUCGUCCACAUAUUCCUCGAACUACAAGUCCUCUCGCUAUUUUGGUGUGCUGCAUUUUUAUGCAACGGGAUCAUAUCAAAGGCCCACAGGGAAGAGUAUAGAUACUGCAGUAGCGCAGCCAACAGUGUCGGACCACCUUACUGAGGUCACCCUCGCACUAAACCAUCCACAGGUGGUCAGUAGACUGAUCCAGUUUCCAAGGAAUGCUGAGCAAAUGAGAGCAUGUGUUGCCAGGAAUCAAUAUUUGGGUGGCAGGUUUCCCGGUGCUGUUGGAUAUACGGAUGGAACAUUAGUUAAAAUUAUGAAGCCAACAUUAGAAGAUAAUGUUCAAGCUUACAUUGGGCGAAAGUCCUUUGCCAGCAUAAAUGCAUUAGUGACCUGUGACAAACGUUUUUAUGUCAUGAAUAUAGUAUCCCGUUACCCAGGGGCUACUAAUGAUUCAUACAUUUGGGCUAACAGUGCACUUCGGAGGAAGAUGAUCGAGUUAAACGAGGAGGAACGUUGUUUCCUUUUAGGUGACUCUGGUUUUCCCUCAUGA